AAGUUAGCUGUAUACAACAAGAUGCAGGAGUCUCUGGAAGUGACCCUUCCCAGCAAGCAAGAGGAGGAUGAGAAAGACCAGCCUGCCGAGAUGGAGUACCUUAACUCUCGCUGCGUCCUUUUCACUUACUUCCAGGGAGACAUUGGUUCAGUAGUGGAUGAACACUUCUCAAGAGCUUUGAGCCAAGCCAGUAGCUUCAAUCCAGAAACUGCCCUUACCAAGAGCAAGGCAGGGCUAAGUCCUCUGUGGAGAGAAAGCUCAACAAUUUCAAGCCAAAGGAGCAGUUUCCCAACAUCAUUUUGGACCAGCUCUUAUCAGCCUCCCCCUCCACCGUGCUUAAGUGGAGUACACCCUGAUUUCCCCGUUACUGCACCAGGCACCUUCCCAACAGCAGAUCCCAGCAGCUGGCCAGGACACGGCCUUCAUCAGACUGCCCCACCUCCUCCCCCUGCUGCAUCUGAAUCCUGGCAUUAUCCUUUAGCAUCUCAGGUGAGCCCUUCGUAUGCACACAUGCAUGACGUGUACAUGCAUCGCCAUCACCCUCAUCCACACAUGCACCAUCACCAUCCCAGCUCGCACCGUGACCCCCGGUAUGGGUCCCUGCUGAUGCCUUCAGUCCGCGCAGCCAGGAUUCCUGCUCCCCAGUGUGACGUGACAAAGACAGAUCCCGCUGCUGUCACCAGCGCUACCUCAGCAUGGGCUGGAGCCUUUCACGGAACAGUGGACAUUGUACCAAGUUUUGGGUUUGACACAGGUCUACAGCAUCAGGACAAGAGCAAGGAAACUUCUUGGUUCUGAAGUUCAGCUAAAUUAAGACCAGUUUAAGCUGGAGUAAGCGCAGCUGGGCGGGCGAUAUAACAGUUGUCGACUCCUUCUGCAUGGGGCAAAGGACACACAUGAAGAUGAAGAGCCAACCGUUCUGGUUUUGCUAUUGAGCCUUUUGUUUGUAAGGCCGUUUAUGGGUCCCACAGUGUUGGAAAAAAACAAAAACCUAACUUCUCUUUCUUUCCUCAUCUGAGCCUGCUGCAGCUGGGCAACCUAACUCCUUUCUGCUCCUUUAACAGUGUUUUGUUUUGUUCAGCUUGAUAUUUUUAUGAACAGUCUCAAUUGUCAGGAAAAAGACUCUUCCUUGACUACAGUGCGCCUCCUUUCAGGAAUACAGUAUUUUGUAGCUCUGUUUGCAUCUAUUUUUGUAGAAAUACAGAAAGUUUGGGUAAGGAUUGAUGGGCUAUUUUAGGAUGACAUAUUUUUUUAAAAAAAAUUGUAAAAUUGUUAAGUUCUGUUUAAAGAACUUGCUCUCAGAGAAGCACUGGCAAAAAAAUGUAUAAAAUGCUAUUUUUAGAUGUCUGUGAUGUGUUUGUGCAUUUUGGGUUUUUUGUUUUGUUACCUCAAAUGUCUAUCCUUCCUUUCUUUUUAAAGAGCUAAAUCUUCCUUGUUUCCACAUUACUAGAUUUUGAUGUUUUUGUCCUUUUGUUCUAGCUUAAGCAAGUAUAAUUCGCACCUAAAGUUUCAGCCAAAUAUUUUUCCUGCUGGUGUUAGAUUGUAGUAAGGGUGUUUUUAUUUUCUUGCUUCUAAAGGUGGCUUUGUGCUGUGUUGAUUGUCAGAAACUUGCAAACACCUUUCACAUGGAGCAAAGCCUGGGGUUACAGGAACUGCAUUUCCAACCCAUCCAUUCUUUCAAAAUGGACCAAAUACUCUUACGGAUUUAAAUCGGACAUGAGUUUGGGCGUCGUCCAUGAUCCAUUGAAGCUGUUGAACACAGUCCCCUAUGGGUUAUGUUUCAGGCCCUCGCAGUGCUCAUAAAUAUCAGUAUAUUCUUAUUUUAACUCACGAGGCAGGACUUUCAGCUAAGCCAUUUCAGGGGUGGUAACUUGUAACAUCAAUGUUCAGGAAAGAAAUGUCAGAAAUGUGUGAAUUGUGGAAACAAAAUGUUUUCAACUAGCCUGAUCUGUCUGCUGAGCACCUCAAGGAAAGCGCUGAAAUUUUAAACUCCUGUUGACUUCAAAAUCUGUUUGUCUAACCUAAUAUUUGCUGUGGGCUUUACGAGACCCCAGCUGCAGCUCUUGAUUUUCGUAAGAAGUUGCAUGUGCUCAGCGUGCGCAAAUUCAGACUUGGCUGCUGUCUGGGUAAGAAUCUGAACUUGGAAAUGACGUGGCCACGUCUAGCCACAGCGCUUUGCAAGGUGUUUGGGAAACCCCGUUUCUGGGCUGGGCCUUGGGCCUGACUUGCAUAAUAAAGACUUUAGUUGAAGCCAAAGUGAGCACGAUGCAAUCCUGAAUAAGGGCUGCAAGAUUACCCUCGACAGCCCCCGUCCUGCGAAGGGCUGGAGCUGGGUCAGCCCCCAUGCCCAACCCUAGUGACUCCAGCGUGAGUGUCAGCAUGUGCUUAGGUGGGGCUGAGCGCAGGAUCGGGGCACGGGUUGCCAGGUCCUAGCUGUUGCUUGGAGAUGUUGCCUUUCUGCUCUGUGCACCCAGGGUCCCUCUGUAGUAUUUCCCAAGGCUCUUAUUACCUAGUAUAUUUCUGUUACCACUGUUUUCAGACAUCCCUGUCUGAAAGACAAACCAGCUAAAUGGAAACCAAGGCUUAAACACAUGGCUGAGGUAAUAAACAGUUUAGUUUUAAGGCAAUGAGCAUUGUAGAUGUAGGUUUGUCAGGUGGAGACCACAUGGAUCUGCGUUUGAAAGGGGAGGGGGAGUGCUGGGGAUGUGCAUGCCACUCCGAGGUUCAGGCCUCCCUCCCUGCGCUGCCGCUUCUCUCCGGGCUUUAUGAACUUGCUCCUACGAAGUGUUGAGCGUUCUCACUUGCCACGUGAGAGGGCUUGACAUGCUGGCACUGGAGGCAUUAGGAUUAUGUCACAGUUUGGCAAGACCCUUAAGUGUGUACCUUGCUGAUUCGAAGCGUGAGACAGCGUAAAAGUGCUGAAUGGACUAUGCUUAAAUAUUACUUUAAAAUAGUAGGGUUGUAGUUUCUGUGUUGGGAUGCUGAAUUAAAUGUGGUGGGGUUUUUUUUCCUAAUCUUUAUAGUCCAUCAGCAUUUCUUUCUCUUAAUAAAUUUCACUCUCAUGACAGUUCUAUAUAUUAUUGCUGCUCUGGUGGAGCUAGCUCCUCAAUUUGUCAAUGAAUUUGUAAUGCAAUGGGAAAACUGUAUGGGAGGGAACAUAGUAAUAGCUGCCACGGUUCACUUUCUUAUCAGGACAGUAUAGUUCAGGACAUAUCUCAAGAAUAAGAGUUCUGACUUAGGAAUUCUGAUAGUAUUAGAAAUACUGGGAGGAAAAAAAAAAAUCCAAGCUUUUUUAAAUUUUUAAUUUUUUUUUUUUUUCCUGGACUUGGCAAAGCUGGAAGGCAAAGAGGCAAUGUAUCGUCUUUGAACUACAGGGCUGGAGAGUUUGGGUGGCGGGGGAAGCAAAAGAAAAGGCAACAUUUCUUCUUAAGGUGUAGUGUGUUUGACUUCCUGAAAUAGUUUAAAGUCUAGCAAGAGCAGUCAGUUCAUUGCCUUCCUUUUUGCAAGUUCAGAUGAUGAGGGACCUCCUCCUGUUCCCUAUAGAUGUCAAAGCAGGAUGGGACAGGAAAAAACAGGCCCACGGUUUGCACUGGAAUCCCUUUCUGGAUUGUUUUAUUGAGUUGAUGGGUAGUGGGGAUGAAUAUGUGGUGAAGCUAUCGCCUCUUCCACCUCAAGGACUACUGUUGUGUGCCCGGUUUCCACUGCUGAACCUGUGAGUGUGCUGAAGGAACUUCUGUUGCUCUGCAGGCUCUGGGAGACAAGUGCCAAUAAAAAUCUGCUUUCGUCUAUAGCCGUUCAUGCACCCGUCAAUCAACUUCGAAAGUCAAAUAAAGUCUUUUUUUUUUUCCUCAGUCACUAACCAUCCCCUGUACUAACAAGCGAGUUGAAAGUAAAAGCACAAGUGCAUAGCAGUAGCCCUGCUUCUAUGUUCUACAAUUGGAAGGAUGGGAAAGAAAAAACCCUUCCCUGUGACAAACUUUUAAGUAAAUUCAGCAGAUUUGCCUCUCUCUCUCUCUCUCAUACACGCACACAUACACACGCACAAAUGUGCUUAUGAGAAGCAGAUGCUGUGAUGGUUUUGUUCUUGAAAGAGGAGGGGAGCGCUUGCUCGUAACGUUGCAGUUACAGAGAAUUGAUGGCAGUGAGAAAGAAACAGAAAUGUUAAGACUGCUCAUGUUUCCACAGAUAGGAAAAAAAGGCCCUUAAAAUCAGGUCACAGACAAGUUAUGUGUCUUAAAGCAUUACUAAAGGAGUUGUUUCAUUCUUUUUGUGUGUGGUGAGUUCUGAUGCUGACCCAAGAAAGUGGAUGAUUCAUUUUGCGAGGACUUAUAAAACAUGAUGUACUCUGUCACUAUUUCUGGGAGAACAUAGGGAAAUUAUUGUUUUAUUUCAAGAAAAUCUACGUACUAAACUCCUUAAAAUUGUCCAGGAUUUGAUUUUAUUCCUAUGAAUGUUGAGAAAUCUGCUGUCAAUUUUUGUGUCUUCAUUUGAAGACUGGGAGGGUUCAAGGUUUUCACCAGUUUUUGAAAAGCAGAUACCAGCUUGUUUCAACUGGGCAUUUCCGUCCCAACAAGAUGAUGGAAUAGUGCAGCAACUGACUGCCCGGCAGAUUUGAUUUCUGGAGAGCUGAAUAAGGUACACUUGGCAAUAGUAAAAUGCACUUUGAUCUGUGUUCCUCUCCUCCCCAGACACACAAAUUCAGUUAUCAGUUUAUCUCAUACCUCUUUCAUAGUGUGAAGAUCUUCAGUGAAUGGCAGUUUUCUCUGUCGUCUACUUCUGCCUCAAAACAUGCUUUCGAGGAUGAAUCUCAUCACAGCUUUCAGGGAGAGCAGAGGUUGCGGGAGGGGGGUGUCACGUUUCCCCCCACCUGCACCUAGGAUCAACUUGCCCGUACCCAGCCUUUCUGCUUCCAGGCUAUUGUGUAUGUCUUGCUCUCCUUCCACAAUUCUUUAUGUGUAUGUAUAUAUUUAUAUACAUAUAUAUACACACACAUGUAGCUAUACCUGGUUCCCUCCAUUCCACCCUCAUGCUUCAAAUGCACGUCCUUUGGAAAUGAAGUGAAUGACAUCACUAAAUCUCAUCUGAGACUGAGAAAAUGUAGGCAUUUUAUUGCAUUCUCUGUAACCUCAGGAGUGAAUGGAAUUUUUUCAUACUUGUAAAAAAACAAACAACAACAACAAAAACCCAACAAAAAAAACCCCUUUCAAAACCCCUGAUUUGUUCUAUCUGUAAAGAUGACCAUGGAGUCAGCAGAGUUAUGUAGAGAGGUGCAAUAUAUUGCCUGUCAGCAGACAAACAUAUCUUUUUGAAUAUGAUUCUUUUAAUUAAUUUCAGGUACAAGCUUUUUCUCCAUAUCAAUGGACCAGCAACAUGUAUUUCUUAUAAACGAUUUAGAAAUAUAUAUAUUUUUAAAUUUGACUUCUUGGCUUUAAUAUGUCAGCCUUUGAGCUUUUAAAGGGUAUUUGGAUGAUAAAUACUGUUUGUGUGUGGAUUUUUUUAAAAAAGUUGAUGCAUGCUGUUUGGAACUGAAAUCUCAUGUAAAGCAGGAAGGUAUUUAAAAAUAAAUACUGCUUUUACAUGUUAGCCCUAUGGGCACAAUCUGACAGUUGUAAUGCAGGAAGAUAGCCCUUUAAAGACUAAGGGACUCUUGCCUGAGCAAGGUCAGAAUCCUGGUCCCUAUGACAGGAGAGGCAGGAGCAGUCAUCUUGCAAAGGUUGAGCUGGUAGAGCUGUGAGCAGAGAUGAUCCUUUCCAGCUUUGCAUGUAGAUGGUUGGGCAGCCGCUGCUCAACUUAUUAAAAUUAGGCUGUGUUGGCAGGUUUAUACUGGCCCCGUCUUAUGGAGGGAACUGGUUGCCAAGGGGAAUUAGAGGUGUCCCUGGAAACCUGUGUUUUAGCUGCCCUUGGUCUGCACAGUGCCCAUGACCCUCUCCCUGUUCUUGCUCUGUGGUCUCCAUGACACCACAGUGGGACCUGUGAAAGCUGGGCUGGAGUUCCCUGUGAAAUGCAGGAUGUUUUUAGCUCCCAAUAAAGAUGGUUUAGGGAUGGGGGUAAUUAAAGCAUCACAGUUAUCUCAUGCACCUGCUCAAAGGCUCAAGCCUUCAAGAUGGAUCAGCUGUGAAUCAUUGAUGAUGGCCGUUUGCGUACAGGAGCCCAAAUACUGCUUCCUCCCCUCGGUGUCUUUGGAAAUCUUCGAUGGCAUUGAGAUCAUUGGGACCAGCCUCGAAUGCCUAAAUUGCAGUUCAGUGUUGGCUGGCACAGUGUGGUGGCCUGGGGUCUGGUCCAACAUUGGUGGACAUCAGUUGGAAUCAGCAUUGAUUCUGGUGAGCUUGGGCUCAGGUAACUAGUACCUAUAGACAACUGAUAUUUAUAGCAGUUGAGGUUUACAGUAAUCUAGUAAAGUAUCUGCAGAACUAUGCUGCACUUUCCCUGCUAGCUGUUUGUAGCUGUUGUUUAAAACCAUCAGUCAAAUCAGGGUCCCUCUCCUCCCCCGACCUGUUUUCCAACCCUGCUUCCUUCAAAACUCCAUUGAACUUUUUUGCCCCUCUCGUCAAAACUGAUGGGGGGCUUUGUAUAAAGAAAAGUGUUACUGUUUUAAUUACUGAAUAAAUAAUUUAAUGUGAAUUUUAUUGUUAUAUUUUUUAUGUAGCAUUUUUGGUUUGGUCUGUAUUUCUCAACAAUUAGCUAAUGCUUUCUUUUCAUUCUUAUGCAACUGAAGAACUCAUAAAUCUCUUUGUAAAUUACAGC
Aptenodytes forsteri (emperor penguin) is the source of this 6744-nucleotide messenger RNA. RefSeq names its product vestigial like family member 3 (gene VGLL3). Gene Ontology annotation, biological process: regulation of transcription by RNA polymerase II. Bases 22 to 798 code for a protein of 258 amino acids. The record is from RefSeq and is a predicted model, not a curated record. Gene Ontology annotation, cellular component: nucleus. The transcript is spliced from 3 exons. Lineage: Eukaryota; Metazoa; Chordata; Aves; Sphenisciformes; Spheniscidae.